Molecule: messenger RNA, 655 nt
Organism: Coturnix japonica (Japanese quail)
Lineage: Eukaryota; Metazoa; Chordata; Aves; Galliformes; Phasianidae
Product: mucin-5B-like
Source: RefSeq, a predicted model, not a curated record
CCAGGUAACACAGCUAAAUGGUGACCUUCUUCCCACAGGGUUUCCGCUACGUGGAAAAGGAGGGUCAGUGCUGCAGCCAGCGUCAGCAAGUGGCUCGUGUGGCAAACUUCCCAUUUGGCACUGUGACCAUUGAGGUUGGAAAGAGUUAUAAAGCACCAUAUGAUAACUGUACUCAGUACACAUGCACCGAAUCAGGGGGCCAGUUCUCCUCGACUACUACAGUUAAGAUUCCUGAAGGUGGCUUGAAGAACCGCAUAUCACAAAUAUCUCAACCUAGAAGCCAGUCUCACCGAUAGCUGCAAGAUAUCUUUAGCCAUCAGGUUAUAAAGUGCAAAAGGGAAUGAGAAUCAGAGGAUCUGGCAGGUGACUUCACUGAAGUCGGAUAACAGACUAAUGCGAGGAAAUGAAGCACUGGAAGUCACUGCCGACAGUGACCGGAGUUUCUCACCCGUCAUGAUUCUGUUCUUUUUUUGAUGUAGCUUUUUUUUGUGUGUGUGUGUGUAAAUUUGAUAUUUUCUGAACUUUGUUUUUUGUAUAAACAUUUAAAUUUUAAUAAGGAAUAAAAUAGAAGCUAAUUUUGUUUCUCAAGUUCUCUCUGCUAAAACAUGAAGUGGAAAGAAAUUUGUAUUGUUUAAUAAAUCACUUAGUUGUUAAA